Asterias rubens (European starfish) is the source of this 1417-nucleotide messenger RNA. Its product is annotated as sperm-associated antigen 7 homolog. The record is from RefSeq and is a predicted model, not a curated record. The transcript is spliced from 6 exons. NCBI's taxonomy places the organism in Eukaryota, Metazoa, Echinodermata, Asteroidea, Forcipulatida, Asteriidae. Bases 23 to 703 code for a protein of 226 amino acids. Gene Ontology annotation, molecular function: nucleic acid binding.
GCCAGAUAAAAUACCUGCAAAAAUGGAUUUGCUUGGAAGUAUUUUAGGUUACAUGGAAAAACCUCCCUCUGUUGGAGACAAAGAAAAGAAACAGGCUAAAGAGAGGAAAAAGCAGUUUGAAAAAAUUAAAACAGAAGAAAAGAAAAAAAAGAAUGACUUCAGAGAAAAAAUUGAGAAGGAGGUGAACGAGUUUAUCAACGAUGCCAGCCGAACUCGCCUGAGAUAUGACCCUAUGGAAAGGAUCUCCAGAACAAUUUUACAUGACGUUGCUGAAGUAGCAGGUCUAACAUCGUUUUCAUUCGGAGAGAUGGAAGUCAACAGGUUCAUUAUUCUUUUUAAAAAGGAGUAUGCACCAACAGAUGAUGAAUUGGAUGCGUAUCGAAGAGGAGAAACAUGGGAUGCGGAGAAAGCAAAAGAAUUUGCCAAGCAAAAGGCAUUAGACGAAGAGAAUGAGAGAAAACGUCUAGCUUCCGACCCUCACAAAUUCGUUCCAAACUCAAACUACCAAGCCAAGUAUAAGAGCAUCAUUGGUGAGGAGAGUGCAUUGGAAGCUGCCAAGAACCUGACCCCAAACAAACAGUUUGGAAACGUUCCAAGUGAAAACAAAAUGGACAAACGCUCAGUUGAAGAGACGCUUGACGCCAUUCGGAAAAAGAAGAAGCAAAAGAUCGGAGAAGCGUCUUCCUCGAGCCAAGACACGUGACCUAUCAACUUGGUUCAACUUGUUAUCAACUAAUGUGUGUGUGUUGAAGGUAAGCGGAUGAAGAUUGGGGACUCGUCAUUCACUAGCAAGGCCUGUACCUAUCAACCGAUUCAACUUGUUAUCCACUAACAUGUUUUAGGAGGAUCUAGGCUAGACCUUGUUGUCUGAACCAGCCCAUCACCAGAUUUAUCUUGUUGUUCUCAACUGGAAAAUAUUCUUCAUGAAGGACGGAGGUUGGGAAGUCACCAUCGUCUUCAAGAAUUUAAUUUUCUUAUCAACAACAAUUUUGUGUGUUGAGUGAAAAGUUUGGAAACUAAGGAAUCGUCAUCCACACAUUUCCCGAGCUCAUUAGCUGAUUGACAUUGUAAUCAACUAAUGUUUCGAAAAAUAGAGGAUAAAGAUUUUUAACAUCACCAAGGAGCUUAAGGAGCUCAACAUAUUGACUCGAGUUUGUCAACCGAUUUAAUAACUUUUUUUUUAUGAACUAAAAUGUUGUCGUGUUGAAUAAAGAGGCUGAAGGUUGGAGAGUCGUGAUCCACCUGCCAGAUCCACGUUUGCUGAAUCGCUCAACUUUCAACUUAACAUCAGUAUGUAAAGGCCGAGUUGAUAUUUAUAGUCAACAAACCUGUAGCUUAGUUUACUAGCUGGGCCCAAUUUCAUAGAGCUGCUGAGCACAAAAAUUUGCUGAGCAUGAAAUUUCUUCCUUGAUAAAAA